Megalopta genalis is the source of this 1902-nucleotide messenger RNA. Its product is annotated as zinc finger CCCH-type with G patch domain-containing protein. Gene Ontology annotation, molecular function: metal ion binding; DNA-binding transcription repressor activity, RNA polymerase II-specific; RNA polymerase II cis-regulatory region sequence-specific DNA binding. Gene Ontology annotation, cellular component: nucleus. Lineage: Eukaryota; Metazoa; Arthropoda; Insecta; Hymenoptera; Halictidae. The record is from RefSeq and is a predicted model, not a curated record. Gene Ontology annotation, biological process: negative regulation of transcription by RNA polymerase II.
CGGACUUCAUCCUCGGCGUUGGUUCUGUAUGGUUCUGUGCUUCCGUGUACCGUACACAGUGUAUGUACAUGACAGAUACGUAUAUGUAUAACUCCGAUCGUUAAGCAAAACGGGAAAUAUAGUAUAAAUGUAAACUGUGAAACGCGUUCAACGCGGAAAUCCCUGUUUCGUGGGAACUUAUGAAUCAAUUCCCAUUAGCGUCGUCAACACAGGAAUAUCAUGACAGACGUGGAAAGUCUGAAGGAAGCAAUCACGCAGUACGAAGAACAGCUGGCACAAGUUCAAGCUACCUUGUCGUCGACGGCCGAGGGUCCCGAUAGAGAGAAUUUGUUGAGCUUAAAGUCCGACAUAGAAGAGCUAAUUAACUUAGCGAAAGAGAGCCUGCAAAGCAUCGAAUCUGGGGACAAUGAGAAUGAUUCUUCCACAGAAAUUUUAAGCGACGACGACGACGAUCCACUUGCAAAGGAAUAUGCUUUAUUCAAGGCAGAACUGGAAAAAGUCUCAGACGAUUCUGAGAAUAAUAAGCAGAAUGAACAAGCUGCUGGAGCUUCCAGUAACAAUAUAGAAGAAGAGUUGAAGCAGCUGGAAGGCAUGAAAUGUAGAGCCCCCUAUGGUAGCAGUUGGGGAGGAGUUGGUUAUCAUAAUGCUAUGAUAUGCUCAGUUUACUGGAUCAACAAUACAAUGGAAGUAAAAAGUAUGCAAGAAAUAAAGGUCAGGGUAUUCUUCCUAAAUCCGACGCACAAAGAAAUGCUCCCGUGCCCUUACUAUUUUGAUGGGAAGUGUAAGUUUUCCGACGAAGAAUGCAGAUUCUCUCAUGGUGAAUUAGUGUUAUUGUCUAGCAUACAAGAAUAUAGGGAACCCGAAUAUCAAAGUCUAAAAAUGGGUAGUAGGGUACUAGCAAAACAGAAGAAUAAACUGUGGCACAGGGGUGUUAUUCUGAAAAUGCCAGACAAAGACGGAGAACUUUUUAGGAUUAAGUUCGAAGCAAGCGGAAACAUAACCGAAGCUUUCAUACAAGAUAUAUUACCCCUCGUUGACGCCGACUUAGAAAUGUCGGAUACAUCUGAUGAUUCGGAUAGCGAAAACGAUACUCCAGAGUAUUCCAAAGAAGAAGUAAUUCACCAGUCCCUUCUCUCGAUGGAUAGUACUGCACCCAUUGGUAAUUGGGAAAAACAUACUCGUGGUAUAGGCAGCAAAAUAAUGGCUCAAAUGGGGUACGUGGUGGGUACUGGAUUGGGAAAAAAUUCCGAUGGUCGAAUAAAACCAGUCGAAACGACAGUAUUGCCAGCUGGUAAAUCCUUAGAUCACUGUAUGGAAUUACGGGCAAACGCAGAAGGAGACAAAAGUUUGUUUUCCGUUGAACGUAGAAUGCGCAAGCAGCAACAAAAGUUAGAACAACAAAGGGAGAGGCAGUACCAAAGAGAAAAACAAAGGGAUGAAAAAAAUGUGUUUAAUUUUAUAAAUAUUACGUUAGGUGAUAAACAUUUUUUCGCAGCGAAAAAUGAAACCCAAACGAGUAACACAAAAAGUAAAAAUGAUCUUAAAACGGAAUCGAAUCGACAGUUAAAUGUAGCAAGUCUACAAAUCGGGGAAAAUAUUUUAAGGGUGGAGAGAGAGUCGUCAAAGUUGAAGGAAUCCUUAGGAAGGCACGCGAAAGGAAGCAUUCAAUACAAUGCUAUUGCAAUGAAAUAUAAUGAAAAACAAAAAGAACUUGUAGAUCUAAGGGCGUCGGAAAAGAAUAUUACUGCUGAACAAAACCAACGGAAGAGUAGAGCUAAAUUGUCCAUAUUUUGAUGUCAUUGAAUUUACAAUUCUAUGUUUCUAAAGGAAAUGGAAAUACACAUGAAAUACCCACAAAUAUGUACAUACAGAAGCAUGAAAAAUAAAUCUUAAAAUUGGAAA